Messenger RNA from Chaetomium globosum CBS 148.51, 1350 nucleotides. RefSeq lists its product as uncharacterized. The transcript is spliced from 3 exons. Lineage: Eukaryota; Fungi; Ascomycota; Sordariomycetes; Sordariales; Chaetomiaceae. The record is from RefSeq and is a predicted model, not a curated record. The coding region runs from base 1 to 1350 and encodes 449 amino acids. Gene Ontology annotation, cellular component: phagophore assembly site. Gene Ontology annotation, biological process: autophagosome assembly.
AUGUUUACAUUCGGCUGCCCUUCGACCGUGGCGACUUCGUCGACCCAGGAACGUGCCAGCGCCGGCGAGUUCGACGUGACUGUUGAUUUUCUCCUUCAGAUGGCCACCUACCUGACGGAGCGGCAUACUUCUCAACUCCGAGCACACAUGUUGAAGGCUGCCGCUGCCAGGGGUUCUAACGCCCCAUCGCCGGUGCCUGGCGCCGAGCCCUCGGGGAGUUAUCAGAUCGCUGUAGAACCCAUGAGACGCGGCAGUCUGGGAACCGGUCGCGCUCCUUCAGCUCUUUCGAUGCGCAAGGAUACGGCCAUGCCGACUUCGAAGAAUGAAGAGGAGCACGGCGCUGCCGGUGUUGCUGCCGCUGGGCUCUCCGUCAAGACCGCUUUCCCCGCUCGGCCUGAAAGUUCUCGAAACUCGUCCUCUAACACCACAGUCCCGUCCUCCCAUACCCAACCGAGCCAGCUAGCCGGUAGGCCGGGGACAGCCACCCGGCUAAGUGACCCACAGAGACACCGGCUUUCAUACCUCUCGACUCCUCAAGCCCAGCAAUCACCACAACAACGACCACAGGAGGAAAACGACACCGAGAUUCCCCCACAAAGCCCAGUAGCCUCGCCCUCACCCUCAUCGCCAUCCUCUUCGAUCUCUUCAGACAGCCCCGUCGAAAGCCGCAUCAUCCGCCGCCCGCCACGCUUCCAAUCCAAAGACCCCCGGACCGGUGGCAACAAUCCGUUCGGGGCCGGCGACGAUGAUGACAACGAUGACGACGACGACGACGGUGAGCUCGCCUUUCUCCCAUACAACCCCCAGGGAGGCCCCUCAACCAACGGUGCGGGAAGCAGCAGCGGCCAAGACCUAGGGGCUACGCUGCGCGGGAACAACACCAUGCGCGACCUUGCCGGGCGGGGACGUCAGGCGGCAGCAGGAACAGUAAGCGACGAUGCCAGCCAGUCGCAAUCCCAAACAUCGGACUCAUCGAUUGGGUCGGCAGCUGUAAUUCAAGUCCCCCGAAGGCCAGCGACAGCGGGGCCGACUGCUGAUGGACGACGAGUACCGGCCGCUGCCCACCAGCAGGGCCCACUCUCGCCGCGACGGACGGCCGAGUUAGCUGCGUCGGGACGCCAGGGAGGCAGUCGGGCGAAGGGAGCCUCCAGGGAGGGGAGUGAUGGAACGCCCAGUAUGGGGAGCAGUUUUAGUGAUUUGGAUGAUGCUUCGGUCACACAAUCGGCACUUGAGGAAGCCCUGGCUAGCCGUAUGCAGGAUGGCACGAUUGGUAGCCGGAUGAGUGUCAUCGGAGGCACCAUCGGGCACGCCUUCAGGAGCCGGUACUUACCCAACCCGAAUCGACAAUAA